AUGAUGAGAAGGAAGCGUCCAAGGAUUUUGGGAAGUCUUCGGAAUCCUGUUCUCUCUCAGGCUUCUUCUCCACCCUCUGUCCAAUCAAACAGCGUUCAUUUCUUCCCAUCUCAGACUACCGUAUCUCAGCCUGUCACUCAUAUCAACCCUCUUUCUGUUUUCUACCCUACCUCUUUCCCUGCUCUGAAGAACACUUCCUACUUCCCCACCUUAAUGAUUGCUAUGCCCAGCUCCUCCUGUAUAAACAAACUUUCCUCUAAGCACCCCACUUAUUUCACUACCCCUUCCUACCUGUCUACCCUCAUGACUACCUCUUCUACAAGAGCACCACUGGAUAGUUGCCUAGACCCUCUUUCCCAUCCAGAAGCUAGCUACCUUCAGCCAGACUGGCAUAUCCUUUGGGGAUUGAGUAAGAAUUCUCUAGACUCAGAGCCUGAAAUUAGAGAAAGCAGAUGGGACCUCACAUCCUUGGUACCAGGGAAAUCAGAGCCGGAGACAAAGACUGGAAAUCAUGAAGUGGAAGAGGCUCAAGCCCUGGAUAAACUUGAGGCCUUCACUCAGGAAGCACUGGAAAGCACAGCCACACUGGAGGUGCUGCCCAAAAAGACAGGGCAGGACAAAAUCCAGUUUUGUUAG
Messenger RNA from Rattus rattus (black rat), 636 nucleotides. RefSeq lists its product as uncharacterized. The record is from RefSeq and is a predicted model, not a curated record. Lineage: Eukaryota; Metazoa; Chordata; Mammalia; Rodentia; Muridae. The transcript is spliced from 3 exons. Bases 1 to 636 code for a protein of 211 amino acids.